GUUUCGAAAGCAGAAGUCUCUGGAUCAAAGCUUGGAAAACGGGAGUCGUAGACAGGGCCGUGACUCCUUCACACCUUGACUGCCACCGUAGUCAUUCCAAAUGCCACCACGACUACGCCUGCGCUCUCUGGCGCAGCUGGCAGAGCUCCGAGUCGAGCGAACCUCUUCCAAAUACACAUACAUCUGCGGCCGAUGCCAAUAUGCAACGGCUGUAGCCACCACUCCAGCACCCUCAGACGCUCAAAUACAAGCCUCGAUACCCUCAUUAACACGUUACCCGCCCGCUAAUCCACCCUCCUUCCGAAAUCCGGCCUAUCGAAAAUCCCAGCUUCUCCGAUCAUAUGUUUCUCUCAUCAAAACGACUCCUCUGAUCGUUUUCUUCCAACACAGCAACCUCAAAUCCACAGAAUGGGUCGGGUUGAGACGCGAGUUGACAUCGGCGCUUCAGAAAGUUGACGCGCAGCUUGCAGCACAAGGGGCGCCGCCGGAGGCGCUAAUUGGUGAAUACAUCAAGCUGCAGGUUAUCAAGACGAACAUCUUCGAGCCCGCGCUGCGAAUUGCCGAGUACUUUAAGCCAGGCGACCUGCCACCGGAGCCCAUGGGAGGCUUGUCAGGGAUAUCGUCAGAAAAGGAGGAUCCCUCAUUAACGCAUGCGCUUUCCGAGGCUGCGUUCAAAGCUGCUAAAGCACAUGAGGGUGAGCAUGCUCUGACGCCGGUGUUGCAGGGUGCAGCUGCGAUUCUGACAUUGCCGGCUGUCUCCCCUGUGCACUUGAAGGCCGCGUUCUCGAUUCUCUCGCCGCAAGCUCCUGCGUUCCCAGCACCAACAAGGCGAGCCGUGCCCACAUAUUAUGAUCCACCGGUGCAGGAUGGCAUCAAGAAGUUGCUCCUGCUAGGAGCCAGGAUCGAUGGACAGAUAUUUGAUAUGGAAGGCACGAGGUGGGUGGGAAGUAUUGAUGGGGGGAUUGAUGGUUUGCGUGCACAGUUGGUGGCUAUACUACAAGGAUUUGGUGCCGGUAUCACUACGACACUGGAGAGCGCAAGCAGGAGUCUGUGGUUCACGUUGGAGAGUCGGAGGAACAUGCUUGAGGAGGACGGUAAGCCCAGCGAGGAGAAGACGGGGUGAAACUGAUGGCAAAAGCGCUGUCUAGUGGCUUCCGCCAUGUGCUGAUGUUACGACUCGCGCCCUUGAAAUCAUAUGCCAAGUGAAAAGCGACCUCAUUGCUCAUGCAACAUCAGAUCUUCAUGGGUUAGAGGCCGUCGACCGCAAGGCUGCUCCCAGAUGUAACAAUACCAACGUAGGUAUGUUUGGAAUUGUAUUCAACAGAAAAUUGGUCCUUCUGUACAUAACAAGAAACAGUCGUUUAUCACCGGCUUAGAAGCGACUGCUCGCACCUAUGCACCCGCUUCAGUCCCAACCAUCCGACCAAAAAGGAAGCGCCGGGCAACCGCACAACCGUC
Molecule: messenger RNA, 1458 nt
Organism: Exophiala xenobiotica
Lineage: Eukaryota; Fungi; Ascomycota; Eurotiomycetes; Chaetothyriales; Herpotrichiellaceae
Exons: 1
Coding region: 101-1123 (340 amino acids)
Biological process (GO): translation
Cellular component (GO): mitochondrial large ribosomal subunit
Molecular function (GO): structural constituent of ribosome
Source: RefSeq, a predicted model, not a curated record